Akanthomyces muscarius is the source of this 2919-nucleotide messenger RNA. RefSeq lists its product as uncharacterized. Gene Ontology annotation, biological process: endoplasmic reticulum to Golgi vesicle-mediated transport; intracellular protein transport; vesicle fusion with Golgi apparatus. The transcript is spliced from 6 exons. Lineage: Eukaryota; Fungi; Ascomycota; Sordariomycetes; Hypocreales; Cordycipitaceae. The coding region runs from base 1 to 2919 and encodes 972 amino acids. Gene Ontology annotation, cellular component: cytoplasm; Golgi stack; ER to Golgi transport vesicle membrane. The record is from RefSeq and is a predicted model, not a curated record.
AUGUUCUCGAUCGCAACAGCACCCGCCAAGCAAUCUGCCACGGACACCAUCUCCGUUCUAAGUGGCCGAUUAGGCUCUGCGACCCUGUUGGAAGAUCGCCGGGCAGCAAUUCUAGGGCUACGGAGUUUUGCAAAGGAUUUUCCAGCCACCGUCUCGUCCAGCGCUCUGAGGGGGCUCAUUGGUAGCCUUGCUAAAGAUGGAGAGGAUGUUGACACUGUCAAGGUCGUGCUAGAAACGUUACUUAUGCUCUUCACUCCCAAUGAGGAUAGCCCUGAGGCGUCUGACGAGGUUCUAUUGUGGCUUGCUGAUGAGUUUACCCAGCGCCAGGAAAAUGUCACCUUGCUUCUCGACUUUCUCGAAACGAACGAUUUUUAUUCUCGCCUAUACUCGUUGCAACUUCUGGGAGCAAUCCUCUCUGCUCGAACUGAGCGAACAGAGGAAUGCAUCUUUACUGCGCCGCUAGGAAUCCCCCGCCUGGUCGCUACUCUUGACGAUCAACGUGACGCGAUUCGAAAUGAAGGAAUAACCCUUCUUACGAGCUUGACACCAGCCUCAAUCGACAUACAGAAGCUAGUUGCUUUUGAAAAUGCAUUCGAACGAAUAUUUGCAAUCAUUGCAUCCGAUGGCUCCCUAUCAGAAGGAGGACGAUCUGUGGAGGAUUGUCUCAUUCUGUUGGCAAAUCUACUCCGUCGCAAUGCCUCAAACCAGACCCUGUUUCGUGAAUCUGGAUGUAUGAAGAAAUUAGCGGACCUGCUGCAUAGUGUUUUGCAACCCGGGGACGGAGAGGAUGUGGCGGUUUGGGCGCAAUCGCAAAGAAAUAGAAAUCUGUACGCAUUUUUGGCAAUUCUGCGACUGCUGCUUACACCUGGCUCUGCUGGCGUUUCGCAUAACCAAAAGCUACUCUGGAAGCACGGACUCUGCGCCGACGUUCUUCAUUUGGCAUUCAGUCUAGCUAUUCCGAUGGAGAUUCGAGCUGAGGCUUUAAUCGCAUGUGGCGACAUGAUUCGCGACUCUGCAUCGCUGCAGGAGAGCUUUGCCCAGCUUCGUGUCUCACGGAUGGAGAAGAGCCUCAUCUCAUUGAAUGAAGUUAGCGGCCAUUCAGAAGUAUACGUCAUCGAUGGAUUGCUUGACCUGAUCCUGAACUUGCAAGAUAGCGCAGCUUUCAAUGUCCGAUAUGCGGCUAGCGAGUGCUUGAAGGCUUAUUUCUCUAACCAUCUGAACGUUCGACUACAUUUCCUAGCAAGGGCAAUCGAGGGCUACCUGGCGGGUGGCGAGGAUUUAACCAAUGCAUUGACCGUUUUGCUUGCGCCCUCUGCCGACCGAUCGGCCAGCGACCCGUACCGCCUAUGGUUUUCUGCGGUUAUUACAUUUCACUUGCUGUAUGAUAAUUCUGCCGCAAAAUCGAAAGCCUUGUCUCUUACGGAGGGCGAUGCUGCUGAGGACGAGGAAGUUGUUACCAGCAUCCAGACGGUCACAGCACAUCUGCUGACAGGUCUUCGGCGAGGUGACGAUCCACGAAUAUCUGUCGGCUACUUGAUGCUUCUGACGAUAUGGCUGUUCGAGGAUUUGGAUGCGGUCAAUGACUUCCUAUCCGAAGGAAGCAAUGUCCAAAGCCUUAUCCAAGCAAUCUCGCAGCCUGUUAUGGCAGAGAGUGAAUUGAUUCAGGGGCUUUGUGCUAUGCUUCUAGGUAUCGCUUAUGAAUUUUCUACCAAAGAUUCGCCUGUGCCUAGAACGACGUUGCAUUCUAUCUUGACGACUCGUCUGGAUCGAGAACAAUAUCUUGAUCGACUUCUCAAACUGCGCUCACAUCCGUUGUUGCGAGACUUCGAAACAAUUCCUCAAAGAAGAGAUCCGGCGCUGCUCAGUGGCCAAGCGGACGUCUAUUUUGACUCUGUAUUUGUCAAUUUCUUCAAAGACAACUACAGUCGUAUAGCGAGAGCUAUCGACAGGAGUCCUGAGCUUGAAAUUUCUGUCAUCACUAAUGGUGUACAGAAAGGAAUAUCUAGGGAGCUGGUCGAUUCCUUGCGCGAGCAGAUUCGCGAGAAGGAUAAGGCUAUCGAGGAAGCGAAGAUGGCUGCUGAGUCUCAAGCAUCUCGUCUUGGCCAAGAGCAAGGGGAAUACAGGCGUUUCAAGGAAGAAGCCAACAAAGAACUACAGAAGUUGCGAGAGGAAGCUAAACGAGAGAUGACUAUGGCAAAGGCAGCUCAGGAAGGAAUUCAGAGAUCUCAUGAAGCAGAAAUAAGGAAAUUGCAAAACAUUCAUUCUGCGAAGGAUGUGGAAAGCCAAAAGCAGAUUGCAGCUGCUAAAUCUGUGUCAUCGACGAAAGAAGCAGAAUACGAGAAGAAAAUCACAUCUAUGAAAGCGGCUAUCGCUGCUAAAGAUUCUGCUAUGGAACAGCAAUUAAUUGCUGUCAAAAAAGUCGCCCAAACGGAGGCGGAGCACGCUAAGAGGCGAAACGCUGGAGAAGUUGCUGACCUUCGAGCCACUAUUACUAGCCUACAAGCCUCUUUGCAAAAGGCGAACAAUGAACGAGAGAGAGACCUGCAGAACCAGCAAAGUGAGCUGCAAGCCAAGGCACUCGAGGCUGACGAACUUCGCGAGGAACUCCGCGCCGCUCGCGAGAAGCAGACCACAACGACAAAGGAGCUAGGACAAAGAACCCAGGAACUGGAUAAAAAGCUCGAGGAAGCCAGCUGGCAGAUGGAAGAUGCGCGCAAAGCUAACGCCAAAAUCGAAUCAGCACUGGCAACGAGCAGGAAGGAGAAAGAGAGCGUUCAAUCAGAACUUGACGACCUGCUUAUAGUGUUCGCCGAUUUGGAAGAUCAAGUUGCGAAGCAAAAGAAACGCCUUCGUGAGCUCGGCGAGCCAGUGUCAGACGCGGAGGAAGACGAAAGUGAUGAAGAGAACGGUGUUGACUAG